Molecule: messenger RNA, 3918 nt
Organism: Fundulus heteroclitus (mummichog)
Lineage: Eukaryota; Metazoa; Chordata; Actinopteri; Cyprinodontiformes; Fundulidae
Gene: fsd1
Product: fibronectin type III and SPRY domain containing 1
Exons: 13
Coding region: 185-1672 (495 amino acids)
Molecular function (GO): protein binding
Source: RefSeq, a predicted model, not a curated record
GCAUGCGCUUCAGGCACUACGGCCCAAAGGCGUUGGUGGUGAUCGGUGUCCGUCCGAAGAUGCGUUACGCUCCGGCAGCAUCAGUACCAGCUCCGCCGUGCUAACACGCAACUAACCGGGGGACGGAGGGGGAAUACGGUCGGUGUUUGCGGCUGUAGCGGCGCCGGUGCCUCCGGACGGGAGGAUGGGAGACCAGAAGGAGUCUCUGCGCAAGAUCACUCACACGCUGGCCGUGAAGAAUGAGGAGAUCUCCAACUUCGUCUGCACUCUCAAGCAGAGCCUGGAGAACUUGGAGGCCAACUCCAGCCGGGUGCAGGACGACCUGGAGUCGGAGUUCAGCUCCUUGCACGCCGUUCUGGACGAGAUGAAGGAGAACAUGUCGACACGGAUCAAGCAGGAGAGAGCCAGUCGCACCUACGAGCUGCAGAAUCAGCUGAGCGCCUGCUCCAAGGCCCUGGAGAGCUCGGAGGAGCUGCUGGAGCUGGCCAAUCAGACGCUGUGCUCCUCGGAGACGGACGGUUUCACUCAGGCGGCCAAAGACAUUAAGGAUAGCGUGACGAUGGCCCCGGCCUUCCGCCUCUCCCUGAAGGCGAAGGCCAGCGACAACAUGAGCCAUCUCAUGGUGGACUUCAGCCAGGAGAGGGAGAUGCUGCAGGGUCUCAGGUUUCUCCCAGUUCCUGCUACUCCAGAGAUCCAGGUGUCGGAGUGCCAGGUGUGCGACAACACCAUCACCGUCGUUUGGACCUUACCGGAACCCGACAACAAGAUCGAGCACUACAUCCUGGAACACCGCCGCACGAACCACGAGGGCCCGCCGCGAAUCCGGGAGGACUACCCCUGGAUGGUGGUGGAGGGGAUCCGAGAGACGGAGCACACGCUCACAGGCCUGCGUUUUGACACCCGCUACGUCACGUUCAGAGUGAGGGCGUGCAACAAGGCCGUGGCCGGGGAGUUCUCUGAGCCUGUCACACUAGAAACCCACGCCUUCACCUUCAAACUGGACUCGGCUUCAUCGCACCAGAACCUGAAGGUGGAGGACCUGAGCGUGGAGUGGGACAGCAGCGGGGGGAAGGUGCAGGACAUCCGCAAAGAGAAGAACCGGACCAACUCCCCCUUGCACUCCCCCGCUAGGUUUGCGUCGGCCCUGAUGUCUCCCAAGAGGGCGCCGACGGCGCGGCCGGGCAGAGACAGGUUUACGGCGGAGUCCUACACCGUGCUGGCCGACACCAUGAUCGACGCGGGCCAGCAGUACUGGGAGGUGAAGUUCGACAAGGAGAGCAAGGCGUUCGCCGUCGGGGUGGCCCUGCGCAGCCUCGGCCGCUUCGACCAGCUGGGGAAGAGCGGCGCCUCCUGGUGCAUCCACCUCAACAACUGGCUGCAGCAGAGCCUCACCGCCAAGCACAACAACAAGGCCCGCACCCUCGACUGCCCCAUCCCCAGCAGCAUAGGAGUCUACGUCAACUACGACGAAGGAGUCCUGUCCUUCUACAACGCUAAAACCAAGCAGCUGAUGCACACCUUCAGGACAAAGUUCCAGCAGCCCGUCAUCCCCGCUUUCAUGGUGUGGAACGGGAGUUUCUCGGUGGUGACGGGCCUGCAGGUCCCCAGUGUGGUGCAGAGCGGCCAGAGGAAGAACAGCGGCACCAGCAGCUCCAACGCCAGCCUCACCUAGACGCGGGCCGCCCCGUCCGUCUGGAGCCAUCCGCCCCGGCUUCAGAUACGGCCUCCGGCGCCGUCCUCUGGCGCACAGCAGACCAGCCGCGUCGCUCAAGUCUAGGUCAUUUCUGCGCUGCACGACACCGGGUACCGGUUCUGGGAGCAAACAGGCGAUCCACUCGCUCCGCCACAGAAUCGGCUGGCUGUCGUGACGCUUCGGACACAUUCGGCUCUAGUUUUGAAGUAGUCAAAAGUCUCGCCGCACCUUCACUCAGCACUCUCCCACUCUUGUUAGAGCGACAUUGUUUUUUUUUUUUUGUUUGUUUUAGCGCUGGCCGCUGCCUCCUCGGCUUCACCUGAACGGCGCGCCGUGCCAGCUGCGGGUUCAGAGUCGUGCUCUGUGUUCGUCCGUGCCUUUCCUUCUCAGGCCAAACCAAAACUCUGCAGCUCCUCCGUCCGACGGCUGCUGCAAGAGACGCUCUCGUUUCGUUUUAAAGUCCCGUUUCUGUGUCGCCUUCAGCGCGACGCGGGUUACAUCAUCGUUUGUUCGUCGGUAAACCAGUGACCUAAAUACCAUCCGGCAAUUAGACUGAACCCACAGCAGCUCAGCACUAACUAAACUAGCCUAUUUAGUCGUUAACCCUGACGAGAUGUUUGAUUCCUUGCCAAGGGAUGUUGCUCAACAGUGUUUUACUGCGUUACCAUUUGCAGUCAGUUGUUAUUUAACCUAGGUCUUGAGCUUCCUGUUAAAACUUUCCGCCUCUUCUACUAAGGCCAGGGUUGACUGAGUGCGGCCCUAAGCUUCUGUGUGUCUGCCCGUCUAAUGUCUCUGCUUUAUUUGCUGUAGAGAGUCCCUUCUACACUCGUACGCCGUCAGUGGCUCAAAACUUAGUCUGUAGCUCCUGCUGACAAGAUGUAAACAGCGCUGCUGGUAAGGCUGUGUGAAAAGCCUAUGACUUAGUUCAUCUUUCAUGGCAGUAUAUAAUAAACUCACACUGAAAAUGCUCCGUUCCCCUUCUGUUACGUUGUAAACCCUGCUUUUGCCGCUUAGUCUUCUAUAACAUUUCACCCACACACACACAGGGAGGGAUUUCUGUAGAUCAGGGGUCUCAAACUCCAGUUCCUGGGGUCCUGCAACUCUUUAAUAAUGUAUCUGCUUCAACACAGCUGAACCAAGUGAUUAGAUCACCAGCAAGGCUAUUGCUGGGGAUUUUAAUCGGAUAUUUGGUUAAAGGUGCAACGGACACAUCUGACCCUUAAGACCCCCGUGAAGGAGGACUGGAGUGUGAAACCCCUGCUCUGGUUCAUCAUGACGGAUCACACCACCGUCCCCAACACUGGGCAUGAGGUGCUUUCCCACAUAUCUGUCCCUUUUUGUUUUAUCCCGCAACCAGCUGGAGUGUCUGUUGCUGAAAAACCUGAACCUUGCUCUCAUUUGACCAAAGCACCCAGAACACUUGAGCCUGACGUCUUUAUGUUGCCGAUGGGAAUACGGAGUUUUUUUUUCUUUUGUUGUCAGGCUUAACUCAGCCGAUUGGUAUGCAGAUAACUUCUAACAGGUGUUAUGGAGACUUGGCUGCAGUCCUUAAGGAGAGACGUUUUGGAGACGUUUUACCUCCCUUAUGUCCCGCGCUGCGUGUGGUGGGUCCUCACCCAGCCUUGUCGCGGGUCCAGUUUUAAACGUAUUAAUCACGCUUGACUGUCCGUGUGCGCAAGUAGCUUUUUUUUUUCCCUAGACUCUCAAAGACUAGCACGUAUGUACCUCACUUGAACGGCAUGUGCUCUCAUCUUUCCUAUUUUGAAGAGCGGCUAAGAGAAAUGGGUCUCGGUUAAUAGUCGUGGCGUCUGGGAAUAAUAUGACACGAAAAAUACUCAAAUUAAGGGGGUGGGUGUCCAAACAAACAUGCAGGGUGCUGAAACGAGGGCGGUAGGUGUUGGGGCACGCUCGGGUAAAAAAAAAAGUGAAUCGUAAGCAACGGGAACGUCGUAUAUUCGGCUCUGUAUGUGUGCACCGCUCGGUAACAUCAGCGUUAUGCGUUUCAGCUGCUCAGUGUUGUUCUAGAGCUGCAUCUCUCCCUCCAUUAUGCGUUUCCUGAUUAAACGUAGCCUGCUGUGCUUUGAAGAAAAAACUCGUCCAGUCAAGAGGUAUUUACACUUUAUUUCACCUGCUGACAGAAUGUCACAGUUUUAUUGUAUAUAUAGUUUCAUUUUUCCACUACAGUGUAUCGGUAAUCGCGGUAAUAAAGGAGUGAGAACACUUGG